AGUUUCUAAUUUCAGAUAUCUUCGCUCGGGCCCGUCCAUUUGGACUUUUGUUGUUAGGAAGUAGUUUUGCACGAUUGUUUCUAGAAGGUGAACUAACUCAGCUCAGAUAAGGAAGGAGUGCAACCAUGGUGCUUUAUGAAAGAAUGAUUGAAGACAGCGGGCAGAGAGGUGACAACAUGGCAGAUAGAAGGCAACUGUUUGUUGAGAUGAGGGCCCACGACUUGGAUUCCAUCCGAUUAUCAACAUACAGAACAGCCUGCAAACUCAGAUUUGUGCAGAAGAAAUGUAACCUGCACCUGGUUGAUAUCUGGAAUGUGAUCGAGGCUUUCCGAGAGAACGGGCUCAACACCAUGGACCUCACCGCUGAGCUCUCUGUGGCUCGCCUAGAGAUGGUACUGUCCACCAUUUUUUACCAGCUGAACAAACGCAUGCCCACCACGCACCAGAUCAACGUGGAGCAGUCCAUCAGCCUGCUGCUCAACUUCCUCCUGGCAGCCUACGACCCGGAGGGCCACGGCAAAGUACCUGUCUUUGUUGUGAAGAUGGCCGUAGCAACUGUCUGUGGUGGGAAAAUUCUGGAUAAAUUAAGAUAUAUUUUUUCACUGAUAUCGGAUUCCGCUGGAAUAAUGGUGUAUGCACAGUUUGACCAAUUCCUGAGGGAAGUUCUCAAAUUACCCAUGGCGGUUUUUGAGGGACCUUCGUUUGGUUACACAGAACAAGCUGCAAGAACCUGCUUUGCACAGCAGAAAAAGGUCUCCCUCAACACAUUCCUCGAUACGUUGAUGUCAGACCCGCCCCCUCAGUGUCUGGUCUGGUUGCCACUCAUGCAUCGGCUGGCCAACGUGGAGAACGUCUUUCACCCGGUCGAGUGCUCCUACUGCCAUACUGAGAGUAUGAUGGGCUUCCGCUACCGCUGCCAGCAAUGUCAUAAUUACCAGCUCUGUCAGGACUGCUUCUGGAGGGGGCAUGCCAGCGGUUCCCAUAGCAACCAGCACCAAAUGAAGGAGUAUACGUCAUGGAAAUCGCCUGCUAAGAAGUUAUCCCGCGCACUCAGUAAGUCACUGAGCUGUGCAUCCAGCAGAGAGCCUCUUCACGCCAUGUUCCUCGAAAUGCCAGAGAAACCUCUCAACCUAGCUCACAUUGUAGACACGUGGCCACCAAGACCAGUGAACAUCACCAACGACCACUCGCUCUCCCACUCCAUGCCGACAUCAGGGAACCCUUACUCCACCAAAAACAAGAAUAAUGAUGUUGAGCAAAGAAAGCCCUUGACUGUUGCUGCUCCGCAUCUGUUUAAAGGGAGAGGGUUGAACUACAACCUCGAUGUUGCCGAUAGACUUGCUGACGAACAUGCUCUGAUUGGCCUCUAUGUGAAUCUGCUCCAAAACAACCCCAAUACAUGCAGAGAAAUCCUGCAGGAAAUCCAGCGGCUGCGGGUCCAGCACGAGGAGGCCUCCCAGCCGCCUCCCGACAAGGGUCAGCAGAACCCCACUCUGCUGGCGGAGCUCCGUCUUCUCAGGCAACGCAAAGAUGAGCUCGAACAAAGAAUGUCGACUCUGCAGGAGAGUCGCAGGGAACUCAUGGUGCAGCUGGAGCAGCUAAUGAUGCUUCUCAAGCUGGAGGAGGAGCGGAGACAAGCCACUCAGGGUCCCGGCUCGCCACGCUCUUCCCCCAGCCACACCAUCAGCCGGCCAAUCCCCACACCCAUCCACUCGGACUCUGCCAGCACGACCCCGACUCACACACCUCAGGACUCACUCAUGGGAGUGGGAGGGGAUGUUCAGGAGGCCUUCGCUCAGGGUCCAAGGAGGAAUUUAAGAAACGACCUGCUCAUUGCUGCUGACUCCAUCACCAACACAAUGUCGUCAUUGGUCAAGGAACUCAAUUCAGAGGGCGGAAGUGAGACUGAGAGCACUGUGGAUUCAGACUUUGGCCGUGGUGACCUGUCGGCCGCAACCUCUUCAGAUCCCUUCAUCACCUUUAAACAAAGGAGGGCCAGCGCUGCAGAGGAGGAGGGCUUUGAGAACGAUCUGGAGCAGCAGCUGGAGGACGAGCUCAGCUUCGAGGAGCUGAUGAAGCACAGGCAGGAACCAGACAAACCGUGCAUGGUGACUCUGCAGCAGUGACUGUGUUAAUCCAUGUCACUGGUGAGCAAUAUGAAAAGCAACAAUAGUAGAAGACACUGGACACUGGGCCGACGGUACCGAGCACUGAAGAAGUGAAGAUGAAUUUUAAGUUGAAAAAGAAAAAAAUUGCUAAGUCCAACCACAGACUACAUUUAUGUGAAGAUAUAUAUUUUUAACCAACCACAUAUUUAAAGUAAUACUGUGAGCUGAUGUAAAGAGAUUAAUUACUAAGCUGUCUAUGAUACCACAGGUGCCAUAAAAAAACUCAUGAUUUGUUUCUUCUUCAUUUUUAUCCUUUUUUUAUGAGUUGUGUCGCUCGUAUACAGUGUUCAUACACGGUGGCAAAGUGGCGAAUUCUCAUGUGUCUGAGUUUUAAAUGAAACGAACCAGGAUUUAACGUUCGUUCGCCAUCUGCUUUAUGUUUGAAACUUGAGAUUACGUUGGAGUUGAAGUUAUUGUCGAUACAAUUUGCAAUCUUUUUUGAGAUUUUAUCACUAUUCCAUAGAUUUCUUAAUGUUGCUGUCAAGUGGCUUUUGUAUUUUUUUCGUUUGUGUUUUGAAGCAGGCCCACUGCUAUUGAUCAGAAAGGUUUGUUUUAUUUGACACAUCGGUGAUAAUAAUGCACACUGCCUGCACACAGCUGGUUGGAUGAUCUCACAGAGGAGUUCAUUCAAACUGACGGUGCAGCAUGUAGCUAGCAACACGACCCGUUCAGCAGCGAUGCGACAUGUGUCCACUGGGAAAAAAUGAGGUUAAACUCAUUUAAUCUGACGCUUGGAAAGGUUUUUGGCUGAGAGAGAUUUGAACUGAAAAUAUGUACAAUGUCUACAUAUAAAAGGCUAAUUACACCUGGUUUUAGAUGGAUUGAACGUGUGCUAAAAGACAGUAACACAAACGCUUCCAAAUAACUCAAAUUCAAAGGUUUACACUGGUAAGGGCAUUGAACAAACUGUGUUUACUAUCAACGGUUAAUGAAUAAGGUUCGAUCAUAGAUCAUUCGCCAUUGCUUCCUUUGAUAGCGUCAGUGCUCUCACGCAGACCUGUGCAUGACUUGCACAGCAACAUACACACUCUUGAUGUAUUUUCUGAGUGUGCGUGAAAACUUUACUCAGUCACUUUGGAGGGGGAAAAAGUGGCGAGCCAAUCUAAAAUCAUAAAUGUGUGAAAUAUAUCUAGUUUGAUUUUUGAGCAAGUUCAUAGCAGUGAUUUUGCAUGGUGGUGAUGCAUAAUAAAGUGUUGACACAAUAUCACAA
This is a messenger RNA of Paralichthys olivaceus (Japanese flounder), 3378 nucleotides long. NCBI's taxonomy places the organism in Eukaryota, Metazoa, Chordata, Actinopteri, Pleuronectiformes, Paralichthyidae. The record is from RefSeq and is a predicted model, not a curated record.